AACUUGUUGCCAAUUCCGUUUCCGUCCACACACUAACGUGUGUGUAUCAGAGCUCAGCUCUCUUCCCUCCCUCCGGACCGGACCGGGCCAAGGCAAGGCAGUCACCGCCCGACCAUGGCCAGCUCCCCACAGAAAUCCCCUUCCACUCCCAAAUCCCCCGUCCCCAAAUCCCCCUCUUCCAGAAAAGACGAAUCAUUCCUGGGGAAACUCGGGGGGACUUUGGCCAGGAGGAAAAAAGCCAAAGAAGUGUCGGAGCUGCAGGAGGAAGGGAAGAAUGCCAUUAACCUGCCCCUCAGCCCCAUCGCCAUUGAGCUGGACCGAGAGGACACCGUAUUGGAGGAGAAUGAGGUACGAACCAUGCUGGAUCCAAACUCCAGGAAUGAUCCUAAGCUGCAAGAACUAAUCAAGGUUUUCAUCGACUGGAUCAAUGACGAGCUGGUGGAGGAGAGGAUCAUUGUGAAGGAUUUAGCUGAAGAUCUCUACGACGGUCAAGUCCUACAGAAGCUCUUUGAGAAGCUGGAGGGGGAGAAGUUAAACGUGGCCGAGGUGACGCAGUCGGAGAUCGCUCAGAAGCAGAAGCUUCAGACCGUGCUGGAGAAGAUCAACGAGACUCUCAAGCUGCCCCCGCGGAGCAUCAAGUGGACCGUGGAUGGUGUUCACAUGAAGAGCUUGGUGGCCAUACUGCACCUCCUGGUUGCCGUCUCUCAGUACUACAGGGCACCCAUCCGACUGCCCGACCACGUCUCUGUCCAGGUUGUGGUUGUCCAGAAGAGAGAGGGGAUUCUCCAGUCCCGGCACAUCCAAGAGGAAAUCACUGGGAAUGUCGAGGCUCUGUCAGGGCGACAUGAGCGAGAUGCCUUCGACACGCUCUUCGAUCAUGCUCCAGACAAGCUCAAUGUCGUCAAAAAGACGCUGAUCACGUUUGUGAAUAAACACCUGAACAAGUUGAAUCUGGAGGUGACUGAGCUGGAGACCCAGUUUGCCGACGGUGUCUAUCUAGUGUUACUCAUGGGGCUUGUGGAGGACUACUUCAUACCUCUACACAACUUCUUUCUCACCCCGGACAGCUUUGAACACAAGGUCCACAAUGUGUCUUUCGCCUUUGAACUCAUGCAAGACGGGGGAUUGGAGAAGCCCAAGCCUCGAUCAGAAGAUAUCGUGAACUGCGACUUGAAGUCCACACUCCGAGUCCUCUACAACCUGUUCACAAAAUACAGGAACGUGGAGUGAGACGGGGGAGCUGGUGCCCGGUGCCCUCACCGCCAGGGACCAGCGUGACUGGUAGCUCUGAAACCACCAGCCGUGCCAACAGGAGCCCCCAGGCCCUGGAGCCCAUCGCCGUCUCGCUGGAGCCCAUUGCCGUCUCGCUGGAACCCAUCAGUCAGUUGCGUUCCAAGCUUUCUGUCCUUCCAAGAUUUUUUUUUUUUUUUAAGAGUAUUUUCGAUAUAUGUAUAUAUCCAUAUAUAUAAAAAUAAGCACUUGAAUUACAAAGAGCAGAGGCUAUGGUGCUAGUACUUUGAUGAUAAAAUUGUGGCUUUCUCAUGUUAAUAUGGAAAAUCUACUCUGGAAAAAUGAAAACGCACUUUCCAAAUAUGUCAAGUUACAAAAGCCAAAGAGCUGGCACAGGUUUGAAGAGUGUAAUACAGUCACGGAGUAAGAUAGCACAGAAACAGGCCCUUCGGCCCAUCUUGUCCAUGUCACCAAGUUGGCAUUUUGGCCCUGUCCCAUUUGCCUGCAUUUGGCCCCAGAACCUUCCAAACCCUUCCUGGGUCUUUUGAAUGUCUUAAUUGUAUCAAUUUCCUCCGGCAGCUCAUUCCAGAUACAGGCUCCCUCUGAGUGAAAAAUUUGCCCCUGAGGUCCCUCUUAAAUCUCCCACCAUAAUCCAUGCCCUCCAGUUUUAAGAUGCUCUGGGGGAAAAUUUAUCCAAGCCCCUCAUGAUCGUGUACACCUCAAUAAAGUCACCCCUCAACCUCCUACAAAAAUCUGAACGUGUGCAGCUUCUCCCUAUAUCUCAAGCCCACAAAUCCAGAUUCUUUCCUGGUGAAUCUCUUCGGCACUUUUUGCUUCCUUUAGCCAGGCGACCAACACCACACACACGGACCUGUGUCACAAUGAACCCCCUAAACUUUCUAUGCUUCAGUAGAGUUGCAUGUUCAGAGUAUUUAUGUGCAGAACUGUACCAGUCAAGCAUUGAACACCAUAGGCCUUUUACUGCACAACAAACACAUUAGUUUGAAGGAUUAGAUGAAAUGAAGGUCCAGGAACUUCUUCCAGCAAAUACUGGGAAUGUUUCACCUGUGGGUGGGAGAGGAAUCAGGUGUAAAAUGUGUGCAAAACAUCAUGUAAAUGUGGGAUUCCCCCUGCAGCAUAAUCAAGGACGAGUCUCACCAUCAUCCCCCUUCUCCCAUCAGGCAAAAGAUACACGAGUGUGAAACUGCACACCUCCAGAUUCAGCGAUAGCUUCGUCCCAGCAACGGAACCAUCCUAUCACCAAUUAGAGAGCGGUCCUGAGCCACCAUCUAUCUCAUUGGAGACCCUAGGAUUAUCAUCUUGCACUAAACGUUAUUGCUUUUAUCCUGUAUCUGUACACUGUGGACGGCUGGAUUGUAAUCAUGUAUCGUCUUUCCGCUGACUGGAUAGCACGCAACAAAAGCUUUUCACUGUACCUCGCUACACGUGGCAAUAAACUAAACUAAAGAAAGAGAUUAUUCAAUUAUCUCCACCCUGAUAUCGAUUGUCACUGCCUACAAUCUCAUGAACGUUGGUAUGAACGGUGUGAACGUUGCAUUCUCCAAUUCCAAGAACUGCCCCACCCCCUCCCAGGCCCACUUCUCCCACCACCAUGUCACCCUGCUCCUUUUCCCACCUUCCCAUUCCCGAGUCCCAUAUUUGUCACAGGGCGUCAAAGAUUAAGGGGAGAAGGCAGGAGAAUGGGGUUAAGAGGGAUAUAUAGAUCAGCCAUGAUUGAAUGGUGGAGUAGACUCGAUGGGCCGAAUGGGCUAAUUCUGCUCAUAUGACUUAUGAGCUUAUAUUUCCCUUUUCCCUUACCUGAAGCCCUUUUGUCUCCUUUUCACCUCCAGCCUUUGUCACUUACUCCUCUCUUCUGCCAAUCACCCCCCUCCCUCCCUCACCUGUAUCCACUUUCCAGGAUUUGUCCCACCCCCAUCUCUCCUUUCCAGCUUCCUCCCCCUUACUCCAUGUCUGAGGAAGGAUCCUGACCUGAAACGUCAUCUACACAUUCCCUCCACAGAUGCUGCCUGACCCGCUGAGUUCCUCCAGCACUUUGUGUUUCGCUCAGGAUUCCAGCAUCUGCAGUUUCUUGUGUGCAACCUUCUUUUGUUUGUAUUGUAUCUGUUUAAAAAUAAAUGUUGUUGAGUGAAUAACCCGCAUUUGUGGGACCACGUCCGA
Amblyraja radiata (thorny skate) is the source of this 3408-nucleotide messenger RNA. Its product is annotated as alpha-parvin. The record is from RefSeq and is a predicted model, not a curated record. The coding region runs from base 115 to 1230 and encodes 371 amino acids. Gene Ontology annotation, molecular function: actin binding. Gene Ontology annotation, biological process: cilium assembly; establishment or maintenance of cell polarity regulating cell shape; substrate adhesion-dependent cell spreading. Gene Ontology annotation, cellular component: cytoplasm; actin cytoskeleton; focal adhesion. Lineage: Eukaryota; Metazoa; Chordata; Chondrichthyes; Rajiformes; Rajidae. The transcript is spliced from 13 exons.